Drosophila nasuta is the source of this 1612-nucleotide messenger RNA. RefSeq lists its product as uncharacterized. NCBI's taxonomy places the organism in Eukaryota, Metazoa, Arthropoda, Insecta, Diptera, Drosophilidae. The transcript has 6 exons. The coding region runs from base 237 to 1529 and encodes 430 amino acids. The record is from RefSeq and is a predicted model, not a curated record.
CUGCUGUUCUUGGCCAGCCAGACAGUUAGUUGCAGAGAAGCAGCCAUCGAAUGCGCUACGCGUUAACGAGGCUAACAGUAUAACAAACAACAAACAGUUCUAACGUCCAAAAAGCCAUUGCGUGCCCAACUCUUAUCACCAAUUCAAAAGAAAUAGCAAAAAACCCUGGUAAUAGAUCAUAGUUAUUUGGUCAAAUUUCAAGUGCAAACGCGGACUUCGAUAGAUCCUGCAUAACGAUGGCUGGUGUCAGCGUGGGAUUCGCCAAAUGCUUCAUGCUCUUUAUGGCUGUUGUCAUUCUGGCACAAGGCGUAGUCUACCUGGGACUUGCGAUAUGGGGCAUUACACUGAAGGAUUGCCAGACGACAACGGAUAUUGCCAAAGAUCCUUUCAAGUUCGCCAUGGACUUGAUCUACUUUGUGGAUGAGGAUUGUGGUCAGCCUGAACUGGAGUUUAGCGGUUACACCUUCCAACUGACUAUGGACUGGCCCAAGUCGUUUGCGGUGACAAAUCGCGAAUACAUCUUCAUGAUUGUGUAUGCGGUGAUCAGUGGCCUGUGGAUCGCCUCUUCGUGUUUGAUCAUUUUAACAUUGUGCUUCAAGACCACAAAACUCAUUUCCGGCAUGAUCUAUUGGCCCUGGUUUCUCUCCGUGCUGGCGGGCUGCAUCUUGGACGUGGUGGCCACUGUUUAUCAUGGCAUGGACAUAGGCGAGACUUUGGGACUGCAAGAAACCUUUGAUUUUAUAGGUGCUACUGUUUCGGGAAUGCCUAACGAAGUUUGGUCGAGUUUGGAAACCUUUGGCGUCUACUUCUCCACACCGGCAGUCGUGAUGACCUGCAUCAGCAGUCGCGUGGUGCUCAUCUGGCUGUUGAACCUGAUUGGCGGCAUGUUCUGCUUGUCGCUGGCCAAUGUCUUGGCAAAUCAAGCGGCUGCAAACUCGCCACCGCCUCCAUACGCGAACCAAAUACAGCCCCGUCAACAGACGCCACAACCUGCGAUCGUGGUGAGAGAGGAGCAGCAGCCCACAGCGCCAGCUGAGUCAGCCACGCCCUCAGUGCAACUGGAACCUCAAUAUCCGGAUCGUUCACGACCAGCACCAUUUGUGAUACCAGCUGAAACAUAUCCAGUUCAGGAUCGCACCACGGUGCAGUCGCCAGUGCUCGUGUUGCCUCCUCAACAGCAGCAGCAGACGCCACAGACGUUGUCUCCGGUGCCAGAAAACAACACUUAUCGCAACACGGAUGCACAUCCCGAUCAGCUCAAUUAUCCAGUUGCUGAUCCAACAUCGCCACGUCUAUCGCCCACAUCGCCAGCGGUGCAACAGCUGGCUCAUGGCUCAACGCUCAACAGUCGCUACUCGGAGAUGUAUCCAGCGCCACAAAGUAAUCCACGCGUCAGCGAGGAGCUGCGCAAUCAGAUGCCCUGGUCAUAUACUAGCAUGAUCACAAAGCCACCACCGCCACCCAGAAAGCCACAGCAGCAGGUGCAGAUCUAUCCGCAAAUACCCGAGCCGGAUUACACGGAGCACUAGAUAUCCCUAGUUUGGUGUACAUCAACUAUUACUGUUUUGCGUUAUUGUUAUCUUUAUUGCAUAAAGCUAAUGCACAUGACCAA